AUGGCGCAGGUGCGAGAUCCUCCCUUCAAUCUGUCCUCUCCCCAUUCAUCAAGUGGCGGUGGCGACUCGUAUAAGCAUGAAGCCACACCGGAGACCAGACUCACUGUCUUCUCUCCGGAUGAGAACUCGGCCAGAUCCAAUAAGUCACUGAACACGCUCACCUUGAGCGCUCCCUCUGACCGCGCUGUCCGCUUUCAUGUCAAGCCCGAGGGCUUCAGCGAUGCUGGUGAUUCUGAGAAGGAUCCUUUCGUUUCCAACAGCACCACCCUUAAGGGAGAUCAGAAACUGUCGCCAACCGCCUCUGCCUUCCGGCCUGUCUCUGUUCCCAUUGUCGCCCAUGGCUCUCUGUAUGGGCCGUCUGGACCGAAUGGUGGUCUGAAUACCAACCGCCAGCUUUUCGCGGCUCAGGCCACCGCCAAAUUCAGUCAUCAGUUGGGGAUUUCUCGUUGCCUUGUCAUUUACUCUCGUUCUGGCGCGCUUACUCUCGCGGAUAUUGAGGGCUAUCUUGCGAAGUUGGAGCGACUCGGAUCACAGUGCCAGGGCAAGAGCUACGCGGUCGCAGCCGACGGCAAAGUCUAUCUUCGCCUCUCAAAUGUCCGGGACGCUCGCAAUGCCCAUGACAACGUUGAGCUUGGCUCCCCUGACUGGUGCGCUGAGUACGUUGUCCCGAACGAGUACAACGAGGUGUGCGGCCAGCUUAGCCACGCUGAGCCAGUCUUCGACUGCCUGCUGCAGGUUACCGCUUACGGUCAAGGUGCCAACGCUGGCACCGCCCAUGUUGAGACGGUAGUGCAGACCUUGCUCGAAACCCAAGGCGAGGUCUUCGCGCUUCUGCGCCAGAGCGAGUCGAACGACUCCGCUUUCCGCGCUGUGGUUGAAUUCUCUGACACCGAAGUUGCGGUUUGGGUUGCUCAUAGGUUCAACGGAGCCACAGUGGGCCUGGAUCUAGAGUCUGGAACGCUUCAGACUGUCGAUCUCAGCCUCCUCGCGAGCAACCCUCCUAGAACCCCGGUUCGCAAUGUCGGAAACGUCAACGUCUUCCAGGGAAGUGGUGUCUGGGAAGUCGCCCACCCGGCCAACGCAAUUGUCGCCGCUGGCCGUGCUGUUCAAUCCUCUGCCGGCUUCCACACGCCGCAGCAGUUCGCCAUGUAUCCGGUUGUCUACCCCGGCAUCACCACUUCGACACCGAAUCGACUCAUGGUUAACCAGACUCCCACCCGUGUCCCGAACGUUCCUCAGAUGGGCCCGAUCUCGCCCUUGUCUGGCGGCAUGCCAGUCAUGAGCCCCUUGUAUACCACGCCCCCGGGGACGCCGAUGGGCAUGACCGGUGACUUCAGCAGCCCGCGGAGCAUUCAGCAUUACGGACGUCUGGACAAUCGUCGCCAGAAUGCCACCAGAGUCAACAGGUCCCCGUACUACGGCAACGCCGGUCACCACAAUCAUGUCGACGUUAAUCGUAUCCGGGAGGGUAUCGAUGUCCGUACCACAAUUAUGCUGCGCAAUAUCCCCAACAAAGUUGAUCAAGCUAUGCUGAAGCGGAUCAUUGAUGAAUCGAGCUGGGGAAAGUACGACUUCAUGUAUCUGCGCAUUGAUUUCGCCAAUGAUUGCAACGUUGGUUAUGCGUUCAUCAACUUCGUGGAUCCGUUGGAUAUCAUCGAUUUCGUCAAUGCGCGCGGCAACCAGCGUUGGAACUGCUUCAAGAGCGACAAGGUGGCGGAGAUCUCCUAUGCCACGAUCCAAGGAAAGGACUGCCUGGUCCAGAAGUUCCGUAACAGUUCCGUCAUGCUGGAGGCUCCUCACUACCGCCCCAAGCUUUAUUACACGACCAAUGGACCUAGGCCUGAGCUGGCGGGCCAGGAGGAGCCGUUCCCCGAGCCUGACAAUCAGUCCAAGAUGAAGCGCAGCUGCGAGAAUGCUGAGCAUGUUGGGCUCUUCACGCCCAACGCCGGCCAACAUUUCCGUGACGAGCAGCGCCGUCGCCGUUCCCAGUACGAUCGUGGAACCAGACUCGCCGCCCUCGAGGAGUACGACUACGCUGCUCACAUCCAGCAGCACGGCUUUUUCGUUCCCCAGUGA
Chaetomium strumarium is the source of this 2076-nucleotide messenger RNA. Its product is annotated as RNA recognition motif 2-domain-containing protein. The record is from RefSeq and is a predicted model, not a curated record. NCBI's taxonomy places the organism in Eukaryota, Fungi, Ascomycota, Sordariomycetes, Sordariales, Chaetomiaceae. Bases 1 to 2076 code for a protein of 691 amino acids. The transcript is spliced from 11 exons. Gene Ontology annotation, molecular function: RNA binding.